Messenger RNA from Sturnus vulgaris (Common starling), 2890 nucleotides. RefSeq names its product unc-119 lipid binding chaperone B (gene UNC119B). NCBI's taxonomy places the organism in Eukaryota, Metazoa, Chordata, Aves, Passeriformes, Sturnidae. The record is from RefSeq and is a predicted model, not a curated record. Gene Ontology annotation, biological process: lipoprotein transport; nervous system development; cilium assembly. Gene Ontology annotation, cellular component: cilium. Gene Ontology annotation, molecular function: lipid binding.
AUGAGCGGCUCCAGGGCGCGGGCGGCGGCGGCGGCGCCGGGGCCGGACAAGAAGCUGCCGCCGGGGUCCGCGGGGCCUCUCAGCCGCCUGCGUGGCCGACGCGGAUCGGCAGAUGCGCCGCCACGGCAGCCUUGGACCGAGUCCGAGUUGCUAGCGCUGGAGACCGUCCGGCCCGAGCACGUCCUGGGGCUGUGCCGGGUGACGGAGAAUUAUUUAUGCAAACCUGAGGACAACAUUUACAACAUUGACUUCACCAGGUUUAAGAUCCGGGACCUUGAAACUGGAACAGUACUAUUUGAAAUUGCCAAGCCAUCUGCUUCAGAGCACGAUGAGGAGGAUGAAGAUGAGAGCAGUGAACUGGACGCGAGUGCAGGUCGCUUUGUUCGGUACCAGUUCACCCCAGCGUUUCUCCGUCUUCGGACUGUUGGUGCAACAGUGGAAUUCACAGUGGGAGAAAAGCCAGUGUCGAACUUCCGAAUGAUUGAGAGACAUUACUUCCGAGAUCGCUUGCUGAAGAACUUCGAUUUUGAUUUUGGCUUCUGCAUCCCCAGUAGCAGGAACACAUGUGAACACAUUUAUGAAUUCCCUCAGCUCUCAGAAGACCUUAUCCGUCUGAUGGUUGAAAACCCGUACGAGACGCGCUCGGACAGCUUUUACUUUGUGGACAACAAGUUGAUUAUGCACAACAAGGCCGACUAUGCUUACAAUGGAGGACAGUAACCAUUCUGUCUGCUGGAUGCUGUGAUGCCCUUAACCAUUCCAGAUGUGCAGGAGUGGACUGGAGUUGCUGUCUUGUGCAGCAAGGCUUCUUGCCAAACUUUUUCUCUGUGCAUGAGGCUGAGAACAUGAAGCGAAGACGACGGCUCCUGAAAGGAAAUCUCCCUGCAACACCUCUCUAUCUGACACUCAGUGUAUCCUGCCUCUCCUUCUCUGUUCCUGGCUAUCUUCUGAUACCUUUGGUUAGGUCAGUGAUCAGAGGCACUCAGACAAUUCUUGCUCUUAGUCUUUCUAGUUAGGUUCCACCUUUAGUGCUUCUGAUGUUUCACCUCUUGGGUGAAUAUCCUUUUUCAACAGGUCAGAUUGUUUGUGUUAAGCUAUUUCUUAGCAGAAAAAUCUUAACCUCUUCAGUGGCAGUGGUUUCGUUUGUGGCAUGACACAUUGUUUUUUAGGGUGCAUCCCAAUAUUCUCCAGUGGGAAAGAGACUAAUUCAGCUUCUAAGCAGUGCAGGAAUAUUCCAUCUGCCUCUGGGGGUCUGAGCUGCCCCUAAAAACAUUUAAUCUGUUUUGGCAGAGAUUUCACUAGAGAUACAAGAUGGAGGAAAAGGGGGCUAUCCCUCUGAUAACAUUUCUCUUUGAGCUUUUGUGAGCAAAUUGUUGAAUUUUGGAGCUCAGGGGUCAAUCUUAGAGCUGAAGUUAAUCUCACUAUAUUUAUCUUCUCUCCUUCUUCCCUUUGUAGGAAUUUUGGCUCUUGCUACAGAAUGUAUUGCUUUUUAGGUGGAUGGGACAUUGUCAGCCUGGCUGGGGUAGAGGUUUCACUCCAGUGGGGCUUAGAGGAAAAAGGGAGAGAAUGUGGAAAAUCACUUGAAAAAAUACUAGGAAGCAGAGCUUCCUGGACUUCAGUCUACACUUGUAAACCUGACUGGUCUGUCAGAGUUGCUGUGAGCAGCACCAGCUCAGUUUCUUUGUUACAGUGGAGAUAUUGGUAGCUUAAAGCUUCCCAGGUCAGGUUACUCAGUGUUAUGGAGUGGAAUCCUUGGAAAGUGAGAAUGUACAUGUUCUCUUUUUCCUUGUUCCCAUCACUGCUCUGCCUGUUCAGCUGCUUAUUUAUGGCUUAGGAAGUCACACUGCUGAGGUUGAUGCCACAGCCGUGUUUGGUAUCUGGCAAUGGGAGACAGCAUCAUGCAGUGGGAAAAGGAAGACCUGUGUCUUGCCAAUAGCUGUGCUGGGGCCCAGCUCCCAACUGUGCAAAAUCUCAGCUAUCAAAACUCUUUUUUGCCAGUUUUGCUGGCUCUCAGGAGUGGUACUUUUCCUGUCCCCAUGCUGGGCUGGUCAGUUGUGUCUCUUGUUAGGGGAGUUAGGUUGUAUCUACACUUGAGACCUUUCCUAAUAGUAGUUCCAGUUGUUCUUGAGACAGUUAAAACCUAACACUUCAAUGGUUGUGUUAAGAGGGAUUCAGCGUAGUUUGUGUUUUAGCAGGAUUGAGUGGGAUGGACAUCAGAGCCUAGAGCCUGUUAACACAUAGGAAAUGCAUAGCAAUAGGAAACUGCUGCCUUUACUUCCAGAUUAGUGAAAGUAACUUUGGCAAGGAUCAUCAGCUGGCAUCAGAGUAAGCAGUGAGAGUGUGUGGGGUAGCAGACAUGAAAGAAUCUCCAGCUCUUAGGAAGAGAUUUAAUUAUGAUUAACCACAACAAAUGACCUAUUCUGGGUGGAGCAUUAAUCAUGAGCAGCCACAAUAAAUGUCUUGGGAAUGUGGAGGGGCAAGGUCUGCCUGAUGGAAAGAUGAAUAAUAAUUCUGCCACCAUCGAUCCCCUCCAGCAUCUCCACAGGCACCAAUGCAAUCUUGUUUAGGAUCUUCAGGAUUAGGUAAAGCUGCUGUAGAGGUGGAGCUCGAGAUGCCUCUUGCAGUGAACACCUCCAGCAGCCCUCAUGCUGUGCCUCUAGGUGGGAAGUGUUUGCUUUGCUCUAAGUUACCACAAGGCAGAAUGCCUGGAAGUGUGGUUUUCAUCCUGAAGUGUUCAGAAAUAGUGUCUGAAGGGCCUCCUACUUAUUCCCUGGGAAAUUUUAGCAUAUUGAGCUGAAUUUUGUAUGUAGUAUAAAUCCAGGUGCCUUUAAACGUUACUUUUAUCGCAGUUUCUACAUGAAGCAAGCUCUCGCUUUUCUUAGGAGUGUGA